Messenger RNA from Labrus bergylta (ballan wrasse), 2253 nucleotides. RefSeq names its product synaptoporin a (gene synpra). The record is from RefSeq and is a predicted model, not a curated record. Lineage: Eukaryota; Metazoa; Chordata; Actinopteri; Labriformes; Labridae. Gene Ontology annotation, cellular component: synaptic vesicle; synaptic vesicle membrane.
UGCUCGGCGCGACGGACGCAUCAAUCUGGUUUUGGCUUGCGGUGUGAGAUUGUUUACAUCCAAUCAAAGAAAAAGAAAGAAAGUAACCUGCUGUAGAAAUGGACACCGCUGAUCAGCUGGCAUCUGUGGGGACAUUUCAAGUGCUCAAAUUACCUCUGGGAUUUAUCCGUGUCUUGGAAUGGCUUUUUGCCAUUUUUGCUUUUGCGACAUGUGGGGGCUACUCUGGACAGCUACGGGUUAGUGUGGACUGCAUGGAGAAGGCAAGCAGCAACCUCAGCAUUGCCAUUGACUUUGCUUAUCCCUUUAGGUUGUAUCAGGUAUCCUUUGAGGCCCCAGCGUGUGAGGCCAUGAGGAGGGAGCGUGUGUUUCUCCUUGGAGACUAUUCAUCCUCUGCAGAGUUCUUUGUUACCAUUGCAGUCUUCGCCUUCCUGUAUUCCCUCAUGGCCACCGUUGUUUACAUCUUCUUUCAGACUAAAUACCGUGAAAACAAUAAGGGACCCCUCAUUGACUUUGUAGUGACAGUGGUCUUCUCCUUCAUGUGGCUGGUCAGCUCUUCUGCUUGGGCCAAGGCUCUGUCUGAGGUGAAAUUGGCGACUGAACCUGAUGAGGUGCAGCUCCUCAUCUCUGCCUGCAAACUCCAGACAAACAAGUGCGGCUCUGUACAUGGAGCACGCUGGUCUGGACUCAACACCUCAGUGGCUUUUGGCUUUCUCAACUUUGUUCUUUGGGCUGGGAACAUCUGGUUUGUCUUCAAGGAGACCGGCUGGCACAAGGGGGGUUCAAAGUUCGCUGGCGGGGCAUCUGAGAAACAGGCCGGCACCUUUAACCAACAGCCCUACAACCAAGGAAGCUUUGAGCAGUCAGAAAGCUACAGCUCUCAGGGAACUCUUGGCCAGGUGUCUGAGUACAGCCAGGUGGGAGGGCCCACCUCCUACUCCAAUCAAAUGUAGCCGUGCCUUUUUGUUACAUUAGCGGCACUACUGCAUUUUAAACUUGGGCAAUCAGGGAGGGAGUGAUACAAGGAAGAUAGUUCAGGAUUAACGUUUAUCCUCUAUUCAGUAUGUCUUCAAUUUGUUUGCGCAAAAAAAAUAAUAUGUGUUGUAGAUAAAGGCAUUGUUGGGUAUUGUAAAAGUAGUCUUUUACUCAUUCUUUGUCUGAAGUGCUGUUCGCUAUAUGUUGUAUUUCUUGUUGUUUAAAAAGAGGUUUCUCUCUCUGUGCUUGGUAAUAGACAUUCACUGUUACCACUGGAUGUCUUUUUCAAACUGGUUUACACUGUUGUACAAGGGAAAGUACUCCAUGUUUGUACAAAGCUCACAUUUCUAACACAGUGAUGACCAAGUGCAUGAUGUUUUAUGUGUGCUCUCUUGAAAAAUGAGAAAUGCAUUUUAUCAAAGACAGUUUACAAAAUCCACACUACCCUGUCUCACUAUUGAAAUGUUCUUUAUAUCAGUGUGUGUUGUUAUUUUCCAAUCCCACACGGACAAUAUUUUGAUGAUGGGUAUUUCCAAUACAGCAACUGAUUUUGACAAUCAUUUGGGAAAUGUUCUGUAUUUGCAUACGUUGCAUCUCAUUGUCAAACACAGGUCAUGUCAGUACUUCUCGAAAUGUAAAGCAAUAGCGAUAAACUGCUAACUACUCAAACUGUUUGUUCAAGAAGAAAAAAAAUGCAAACAUCGCAGCAUGUUUCUGUGUCCAUGGUUUCUUUGGUGCAUCUGCACAGAUGGUUUAUAACACUGUCAUGUUAUAUGAAUCAUGUCUAGAGGGGGGAUCGUCUUCUUCAUUGUUUACACAGCUAUGACCGUUUUCUACGGUGUACAUAUAUUACAGGGAAAUCAUAAACAUAUGUCUUACCUCUUUAAACUAUGUCCAGAUUAUCCAUAUUCAAUGUCUAAGCCCAGCAAAAAGUACACCAGUUCCACAGUGAUGUUAAAUUUAAAAAAGUGAAAAGUGGACUUGCAUGUCCGUAACUAAUACUGAGCUUCUUAUUUUUUUUUAAUUCAAAAAAAUUAAACCUUGUUUAAUGUUGAACAAAAUCUGUGCAGUUCAUGAGUAAUGUUCAAAGGCUAAUGCUUGGAUGCUGUUUGUUUACAUCGAUAUCACUUGUGCAACCCUGUUUGUUUUUUUCCUUUUUUACCUCUUCAGCAUGUAGCUUGCAUCGGUGUAGAGCAUAUUGAACAACCAUGUAUGUAUUAUAAUGUUGUGACAUCCAUGAGUGUCAUUCAUGAUAAUAAAGAGGCUCUAAUUUGCUCAUAA